This is a messenger RNA of Peronospora matthiolae, 1881 nucleotides long. The record is from the annotation of a GenBank genome assembly. Lineage: Eukaryota; Oomycota; Peronosporomycetes; Peronosporales; Peronosporaceae.
AUGUCCAAAGCGUGUACCCUCGAGAACGGCGUGUUGAACCUCGCUGUGCUCCGUGAAGACUCGCGCCGCGAGCUCUUUUCCAUCCUGGACGCCAUUGGGAAAGACAUUUGCUUUGUCUUGGACCCUGAGCUGAACGGGCCGCUGAACCACGUGCUUGUCGAUGGCACGGCCGUGCUGAAGGACCACGGCGUGAAGGACUUUCACGCGUUCGGGAAGACGGUCCAGACGACGUGUGAGCUCGUCCUUUUUCUUGUGCGGCCUUCGGUUCGAGCGACGCGGUACGUGGCCAAGUACAUUCGGGACCUCGGCGGGGACAAGGCCUUGAAAAAGCGCUUUUUUCUCUACUACGUCAGUCGCCGUACCCUCGUGUGUGACGAAGUGCUCAAGAAAGAAGGCGUUUUCGGCAGCGUGAGCGUCGGCGAGUACAAACUCGACCUUAUUCCAUUUGAUGACGACGUCUUGACGCUCGAGCUCGACGCGUGUUUCCGCGAGUUUUACGUGGAUGGCGAUAAAACGAAUUUGCACACUGUCGCGGCUUCGCUGAUCAAGCUGCAGACGGUGUUUGGCAUGAUCCCGCAUGUGAAGUACAAAGGCACGAUGGCCAAAGUGAUUUACCAGAUGAUGGCGCACUUUCGUCGCGAACAGGAGGUGGCGGGGAACCCCAUUGGCGUGCUGGAUCCAGAGAUUGAUACACUUGUGCUGCUUGACCGCAAUGUUGAUCUUGUGACGCCCAUGUGCAGUCCAAUGACGUAUGAAGGACUGCUGGAUGAGACGCUGGGGAUCACGCACGGCUUUAUUACAGUCGAGGCCGAGCUCAUUGCUGAUGAAGAAGGACCGAGUUCGAGUAAUGGUACUCGACCGGCACAAGUGUCGGUGCCGCUCAACUCGAACGACAAGUUGUACGCGGAAGUGCGGGACUACCAUGUCGAAAGGCUUGGCAUGAACCUCCAGCAACAGGCACGUGAGAUUCGCGAGCGAUACGACGAGUUUCGUAAGAAUCGAGACGCUUCGAUCAGCGAGAUUCGGGAAUUUGUCAAGCGCAUUCCAGGGCUCAAGCAAAGCUACCAGUCGCUGCAGCAACACAUUAACUUGGCCGAGCUGAUCAAAAAGACCACGGACUCGAAGAGUUUUCGUGAUCUUAAAGAUGCGGAAAAUCUAGUGCUCACUGGCGAGACGAUCUUCGAGCAGCUGGAAGAGCGCAUUGGGUUCCAAGAGCCAGUACUUGGUGUCUUGCGCCAGUUGUGUCUUCAGUCUGUGGCUGCAGGCGGCAUCAAGACCAAAAACUACACGCAUCUCAGUCGAGAGCUUGUGCAGACGUAUGGCUUUGAGAUGAUGCUGGCACUGAGCAAUUUGGAAAAAGCAGGACUACUGAGUAAGCGGGAUACGCUAUGGAACGAUGCGAGCGGGUUCGGUCUCGCGUGCAAAUCGUUCCGCCUGCUUAACGAGGACGUGGACCCACGCAACCCGCGCGACUGUGCCUAUGUUAGUCGAAGUCACGCGGCUGGGUACGCGCCGCUCUCAGUUCGUAUCGUUGAAAGCGCAAUCAAGCCGCGUGGGUGGAGUGCUGUGCAGGAAGGUCUGCGGCAGCUGCCCGGGCCCUCGGGGGAAGUCUCACAGACGACGAGCAAGAUUCCACGUGAUGAUCCUGUGGCUUCUACUGCCGCUUCCAAGCUGGAUAACUUUGGCAGUGAAGAACGCAAGGUCCUGCUGGUGUAUUACCUCGGCGGUGUGACCUUUAUGGAGAUCGCUGCGUUGCGCCAUGUCUCCCGCCAACCUGACUGCCCGUACGACAUUAUUGUGGCGACGACAAAGAUCAUUAACGGCGACACGCUGCUCAAGUCGUGCUUUGACAAGGAAGUGCUGCGAUUGCUGAAGCUUUGA